Lotus japonicus is the source of this 1567-nucleotide messenger RNA. Its product is annotated as WAT1-related protein At3g28050-like. The record is from RefSeq and is a predicted model, not a curated record. Gene Ontology annotation, cellular component: plasma membrane. The transcript has 7 exons. NCBI's taxonomy places the organism in Eukaryota, Viridiplantae, Streptophyta, Magnoliopsida, Fabales, Fabaceae. Gene Ontology annotation, molecular function: transmembrane transporter activity. Bases 125 to 1237 code for a protein of 370 amino acids.
GCCACGUUCAAAAACAAGCGUAAGGGACAUCCUGACAUAACUGAUCCACACUGAACUCUCCGAUAAAGUUUCGUGUGGGAUUUGUGUCUGCAAGACCAAAAACAAAACUGAAGUUCACACAGAGAUGGCACGAACAAGAUCCUUCUACAAAGAUGUUCUACCAGUUGUGGUGAUUAUAGGCAACGAAUUCAAUGACAUGGGCACACUCACUCUGUUCAAAGCAGCCACACUUCAAGGGAUGAACAACCAUGUCUUUCUUGCCUAUGCUUAUGCUGUUGCUACCACUAUACUCUUACCUGUGCUUUAUCUCAACAGAAGGUCAAGAGUGCUUCCUCCACUCAGUUUCUCCAUAAUUUCCAAGAUAGUUCUUCUUGGAGCACUAGGGAGUACAUCCCAGAUUCUGGGAUAUGCUGGAGUCAAUUACAGUUCUCCAGCACUUGCUUCAUCAAUUGCUAAUCUGGUACCUGCUUUCACUUUCAUGCUUGCUGUCACCUUCAGGAUGGAAAAAUUAGCUGCAAAAAGAAGAAGUAGUCAAGCUAAGGUAUUGGGAAGCAUAAUAUCAAUAGCUGGUGCAUUUGAAUUGACUUUCUACAAAGGUCCAUCGGUCAUCAAUGGUCAUACCCGUCUAACCUCAUUACUUGAUCAACGAUUUCGCUUUCUUAAAUCUGACUCUGAGGAUGCAAUUUGGGCCAUUGCUGGCAUUCUACUGACAGCUGACUAUUUCCUAGCAUCACUAUGGUACAUUUUGCAGGUGCAUAUCUUGAAUGAGUUCCCGGAUGAACUAACUAUAGUCUUCUUUUACAACGUGACUGCCACCAUCAUAUCCGUAACUGUAGGUUUAUUAGCAGCGCCAAAUGCAACUGCUUGGAAGAUAGGACUAGAUAUUUCACUGGUCUCCAUUGUUUGCUCUGGAAUAUUUGGGAAAUUAAUGAGCAAUGUUAUUUACACCUGGUCAGUGGGCUUAAAAGGACCUGUGUAUGUAACAUCAUUCAAGCCAUUCCAAAUUGUCAUUGCUGUUGGGAUGGGUGUUAUUUUCCUUGGUGAUACUCUUCAUCUUGGGAGUAUUAUUGGAGCUACAAUAAUAUCAAUUGGCAUGUAUGCUGUAUUGUGGGGCAAAGCAAAAGAAGAGAUAGAAGAAGAUGUUGGUAGCCUGGAAUCAGUAACUACAGAGAAUGUACCUCUCUUGCAUAGCUACAUAUCUGAAACUUUUGAAAAGAAGACAGAUGGAAAUGUUUAGAAAGACAAGUAAAAACUCUUCAUUCCUCUUAACAUCAUAGAAAACCAUAAAGAGCUGCUGAGUCACCAAGUUGUUUCCUCUCUAAAGGACAGUGAAUGGAAAAUUUUCAGUAGUUCACUCGAUAUGGGAUUGCAUCAACAGAAGUUCUUACUAGUCUCCCUUCACCUUUAAGAAUGGAGCCUGCACUAAACCUUUCCAUAGAGAGGGAGCAACCUCUCUUCAAGUGUUUUAUGGUAAAGCUGACAUUUUUCUGUCUAAUAGCAUGUCAUUCUCAAUGUGAAGAUGUAAAUGACAAGUGUAUAUGUAUAUAUAAAAUAAUUUUUCUCAUAA